GAAAUUUCAUUUCAAAAUAUUAGAAUUCCUUACCUCGAUUCCAUCCACCCAGUCAACGAGACCUCUGCUACCCACCGCCUCUUCUUCAACACCUUCCCCACCAUCUUCUCUGCAUCCCUUAAUGCAGUCUCCAACACAAAGGGAAUGGAGAAAGGAUCUUCCCCAACCAAAAGAUGAAGCUUUUCAGCUGAACCUCCCUCCCAGCUUGGAUUUUUGUUCAUGGUGAAGAGGUCUGGAGCCAAUAGUCAUUGAGCAUCCAAGGACCCUCCAAACUCCCUUGUAAUUUUGGUUCAAGCCAUCCAAAAAUGGCUUCUUCCAGCACCCAUAGAGCCUCUUCUUCGACUACUUCUAUUUCUCGUAAUUAUGAUGUGUUCUUGAGUUUUAGAGGUGGCGAUACUCGCAAAAAUUUCACUGAUCAUCUAUAUACCACAUUGACUGCAUCUGGAAUUCAAACUUUCAGAGAUGAUGAAGAACUUGAGAAAGGAGGAGAUAUUGCAUCUGAUCUCUUGAGAGCUAUAGAAGAAUCGAGGUUUUUUAUUAUUAUUUUCUCAAAAAAUUAUGCUUACUCCAGAUGGUGUUUAAAUGAACUCGUAAAGAUCAUUGAACGCAAGAGCCAAAAGGAAUCAAUGGUUCUACCAAUUUUCUACCAUGUGGAUCCAUCUGAUGUACGAAACCAAAGGGGAAGUUUCGGAGACGCACUUGCCUACCAUGAAAGAGAUGCAAAUCAAGAAAAGAAGGAGAUGAUACAAAAGUGGAGGAUUGCCUUGAGAGAAGCAGCUAAUCUAUCUGGAUGCCAUGUGAAUGACCAGUAUGAGACUGAGGUUGUCAAGGAAAUUGUUGAUACAAUCAUUAGAAGAUUAAACCAUCAACCUUUAAGUGUGGGAAAGAGCAUAGUUGGAAUUGGUGUUCAUUUGGAAAAAUUGAAAUCGUUGAUGAACACUGAGUUAAAUAUGGUUAGCGUCAUAGGGAUAUAUGGAAUUGGUGGGGUUGGCAAGACUACUAUCGCCAAGGCUAUUUAUAAUGAGAUCUCACAUCAAUAUGAUGGUAGUAGCUUUCUUAUAAAUAUCAAAGAGAGAUCCAAAGGUGAUAUACUUCAGUUACAGCAAGAACUUCUUCAUGGUAUCCUAAGGGGAAAAUUUUUUAAAAUAAACAAUGUUAAUGAAGGAAAUAGUAUGAUAAAGAGGUGUCUAAGGUCCAAUAGAGUUCUUGUUAUUUUUGAUGAUGUGGAUGAGUUGAAACAACUAGAAUAUUUGGCUGAAGAGAAAGAUUGGUUUCAUGCAAAAAGUACAAUCAUCAUUACAUCUAGAGACAAACACGUGCUUGCUCAAUAUGGAGUGGAUAUACCAUAUGAGGUUUCAAAAUUAAACAAGGAAGAAGCUAUUGAGCUCUUUAGUUUGUGGGCCUUUAAACAAAAUCGUCCCCAAGAAGUUUAUAAAAACCUCUCAUACAAUAUCAUAGAUUAUGCUGAUGGCCUUCCGUUAGCACUUAAAGUUUUAGGUGCUUCUCUUUUUGGAAAGAAAAUAAGUAAUUGGGAAAGUGCACUGUGUAAGCUAAAAAUAAUACCCCACAUGGAAAUUCACAAUGUACUUAGAAUAAGUUUUGAUGGACUUGAUGAUAUAGAAAAGGGGAUAUUUUUGGAUAUUGCAUGCUUUUUCAAAGGAGAUGAUAGAGAUUUUGUUUCAAGAAUAUUGGGCCCUCAUGCAGAGCAUGCAAUAACAACUCUAGAUGAUAGAUGUCUCAUAACUGUUUCAAAAAACAUGCUAGAUAUGCAUGAUUUAAUACAACAAAUGGGUUGGGAGAUUAUUCGUCAAGAAUGCCCUGAAGACCCUGGAAGAAGGAGUAGAUUGUGGGAUUCUAAUGCCAAUGAUGUGCUAAUAAGAAAUAAAGGGACACGAGCAAUUGAAGGACUAUUCUUAGAUAGAUGUAAAUUUAAUCCAUUACAGAUUACUACAGAAUCUUUCAAAGAGAUGAAUAGACUUAGACUGCUUAAUAUCCAUAACCCUCGUGAAGACCAGCUAUUUCUUAAAGACCAUCUUCCAAGGGACUUUGAAUUCUCUUCUUAUGAGUUAACAUAUCUGCAUUGGGAUGGAUACCCUUUAGAAUCUUUGCCAAUGAAUUUUCACGCAAAGAACCUUGUUCAACUCGUAUUAAGAGGCAGCAAUAUAAAGCAAGUUUGGAGAGGGAAUAAGCUUCAUGACAAGUUGAGGGUUAUUGAUCUCAGUUACUCUUUCCAUCUCAUCGGAAUCCCAGACUUCUCAAGUGUGCCAAACUUAGAGAUUCUAAUUCUAAUAGGGUGUGUAAACUUGGAGCUUCUUCCAAGAAACAUUUACAAGUUGAAACACCUUCAAAUUUUGUCUUGCAAUGGCUGUUCAAAGCUAGAGAGAUUUCCAGAAAUCAAGGGCAAUAUGAGAAAGCUAAGGGUACUUGAUUUGAGUGGAACAGCUAUAAUGGACUUACCAUCAUCAAUUACACAUCUAAAUGGUCUUCAAACUCUCCUACUUCAAGAGUGUUCAAAGCUCCACAAAAUCCCUAUUCAUAUUUGCCACUUAUCAUCAUUGGAAGUAUUGGACCUAGGUCACUGCAACAUAAUGGAAGGAGGAAUUCCUAGUGAUAUUUGCCAUUUAUCAUCAUUACAGAAACUAAAUCUGGAACGGGGCCAUUUUAGUAGCAUACCCACUACCAUCAAUCAGCUUUCCAGCUUGGAAGUCCUUAACCUUAGUCACUGCAACAAUCUUGAACAAAUUACAGAGCUUCCAUCAUGUCUACGGCUUUUAGAUGCACACGGUUCAAAUCGCACUUCAUCAAGAGCCCCGUUUUUGCCAUUGCAUUCUCUGGUCAAUUGCUUCCGUUGGGCGCAGGAUUGGAAGCACACUAGUUUUAGGGAUUCUUCCUACCAUGGCAAGGGAACUUGUAUUGUUCUUCCCGGAAGUGAUGGAAUUCCCGAAUGGAUAUUGAAUCGGGGAGAUAAUUUUUCUAGCGUAAUAGAGCUCCCUCAGAAUUGGCACCAAAAUAAUGAGUUUUUGGGAUUUGCUAUAUGCUGUGUUUAUGUUCCACUCUCUGAUGAAUCUGAGGACAUACCCGAAAAGGAAUCUGCACAUGGGCCCGAGAAUGAAUCAGACAAUAAAUCUGAGGAUGAAUCUACUCAUUCAUGGGAGAAUGAAAGAGAUGAUAAAUCUGUGGCUGAAUCUUUUCAUAAGAAUGAACAUAAACAUACACAUUCUUGUCGUCUGGAGUGUUUUCUGGGUGCUCUUGGUGAUAGUUUUGAUUUUCAAUUUGUAGAUCGUCCCGGCUUUCAAUCCACUUGUUUUUGCUAUAAAGAAGACAAGGGCGAAGAUAAUGAGAGUGUAUCAGGUCAAACGUGGGUGGUUUGCUAUUCCAAGGCGGCUAUUCCGGAAAUGUUUCACUCUUAUCAAUUGACUGAUAUUUUGGCUCGAUUUCACAUUUAUUCUGAAAAAGCCUUGAAAGUGAAGGAGUGUGGAGUCCGCCUAAUAUACUCCCAAGACCUUCAACAAAGCCACGAGGAUGCAGAUGUUAGAAUAUGCAGAGCAUGCCGACAGGAUGGGACGCUUCGACGGAAGUGCUGUUUUAAGGGCAGUGAUAUGAAUGAAGUACCCAUUAUCGGGAAUCCCUUGGAACUUGAUAGCUUAUGUCUGCGGGAUUGCAAAAAUCUUACGAGUCUGCCCAGUAGCAUUUUUGGUUUCAAAUCCCUUGCAACUCUCUCCUGCUCUGGCUGUUCACAACUAGAGAGCAUUCCAGAAAUCCUGCAAGAUAUGGAGAGCUUGAGAAAGCUUUCUUUAAGUGGAACCGCCAUAAAAGAGAUACCAUCAUCAAUUCAACGUCUAAGAGGGCUUCAAUAUUUGCUUCUGUCAAACUGCAAAAACCUUGUGAAUCUUCCCGAGAGUAUUUGUAAUUUGACAUCUUUGAAAUUUCUCAUUGUCGAAAGCUGUCCUAGCUUCAAGAAAUUGCCAGACAACUUGGGGAGACUACAAUCUUUACUUCAUCUUAGUGUUGGGCCUUUAGAUUCAAUGAAUUUUCAAUUGCCUUCUUUGUCCGGUUUAUGCUCCUUGAGGCAAUUAGAGCUUCAAGCCUGCAAUAUAAGGGAAAUUCCCAGUGAAAUUUGUUACCUAUCAUCACUGGUAAUAUUAUGUCUGGGGGGCAACCACUUUAGUCGCAUACCUGAUGGGAUCAGUCAACUUUACAACCUAAAACAUCUUGACUUGAGUCACUGCAAGAUGCUUCAACAUAUUCCAGAACUUCCAUCACGUUUAAGGUGUCUAGAUGCCCAUCACUGUACAUCCUUGGAAAAUUUAUCCAGUCAAUCAAAUCUACUCUGGUCUUCUUUAUUCAAAUGUUUUAAAUUCAAAAUUCAGGGGCGUGAAUUUAGAAGAAGUGUCAGAACUUUUUUUGCUGAAAGUAAUGGGAUUCCGGAGUGGAUAAGCCAUCAGAAAAGCGGGUUCAAAAUAACAAUGAAACUUCCUUGGAGUUGGUAUGAAAACGAUGACUUCUUGGGCUUUGUUCUGUGCUCUCUUUAUGUUCCACUUGAGAUUGAGACCAAAACACAUAGGAUUUUCAGCUGUAUAUUGAAUUUCGGUGAUGAUAGUGAUUCUUUUCUCUUUGAUGAUCUGCGAUUGGAACAAAUUUGUGAAUGCUGCUAUUAUGAAGAUGCAUCAAAUCAAGGGUUGUUGGUAUAUUAUUCUAAGUCGGAUAUUCCCGAGAAAUUUCACUCAAAUGAAUGGAGAACCUUGAACGCUUCAUUUAAUGUCUACUUUGGUAUUAAACCAGUGAAAGCGGCGAGGUGUGGCUUCCACUUUCUAUAUGCCCACGAUUAUGAACAGAACAAUCUCACAAUGGUACAAGGUAGCAGUUCUUCUCAUGUGGAUUUGGGUGGCCAUAGAUCAGCUGUACAAGAUACCAAUGGUACUCAUUCUCAGAGAAGCUGUGACACGAGAUCAACUGUAGAAGAUACGAAUACUGAUCUGGAGAGACACUGUGAUGGCACCACCCUGAUUGAUGGUAUUGGUGUUGAUGCCCAAGACCAUGAAAUGGACCAUAUGCACAGGUGGCUGGAGCUUCUUUGCAAAUUUGUUCAUUGGAUAUGCUGUACAAGACACUAAUUUCAAGUAACAGAAUUGUUGAUGUUGACCAAACAUUUAUCUCUACUUUUUGAUCAAACAUUUUGUUGGAUAAGUUGGUGCGCAUCAAGCUUUGAUGGGAUAUUCCAAGCUGCUAAAUACAUAAUGUCAAAUGUCCAACCUCUAUCGGUUAAGCUAUGGUUAUCCUUAUUAAUCAAGGCAAGUCAAAUACUUCAAACCAAUUUCUAAAUUUCGAUUAAAGUCAUGCCAAUUUGAACUCAUGUUUUUGUACUAUACAUAAUUCUUGGUGUAAAGAGAGAAUCUCCGAGCUAGAAUGAGCAAUCAAAUUAGGUGGGAAAGAACAUUUCAAUUACAAGUAUCUUGUUUUGGAAUACUUUAAGAUGCAUGUUGGUAUUUGUUCCUAUGUAUUUCAAAUAAGCAAAAAUAUAAAAUUAUGGCAUUGCAUUUCUUAACUAAAGCUAA
Vitis vinifera (wine grape) is the source of this 5555-nucleotide messenger RNA. Its product is annotated as disease resistance protein RPV1. Lineage: Eukaryota; Viridiplantae; Streptophyta; Magnoliopsida; Vitales; Vitaceae. The transcript has 9 exons. The record is from RefSeq and is a predicted model, not a curated record. Gene Ontology annotation, molecular function: ADP binding; protein binding. The coding region runs from base 306 to 5114 and encodes 1602 amino acids. Gene Ontology annotation, biological process: signal transduction; defense response.